UGUAUAUCCGCUCUCUUUGGUGAGCUCUGUCGUGGACUCAUCGGUUCAGCAUCAAUCAAAAAUCCCUCCCCUUUGCGUAAUGCCAUCUCACUGGUCGUCUCUCCCGCGAAUCUGUGGCCAUCCCGGGGCAAUAACAUCCCCAAACGUAGAAGAAAGUAUAUUUAGAAGCAUGAUUGCGCCCUGUACCUUGGAAAGGCGGGUUAAACGUAGCCAUGUGCAUGGUGCAUUGUUGCGUAUAAGGUGCAGCGUUUUUUCCCGUACGAAGGGCUUUCAGUGCAAAAUGGAACUAUGACCGGACAAAUAACGUGCUCAGCUCUUGUAUUGCCGCUAUAGGGACUGAACACUAUUCGCUGCUAGGAAAUACCAUGGCAGAGCAACCUGUUUCUGUUCAUGUCUAUAGACAUGGUUGGUUACUCAGCGACAGCCGGAUUGUGAAAUCCGCAGAUAAAACAACGAUUCUACUCCAGAUAUUUCUUACAUGGCUUUCGGACCUCAUCUUACUGGGACCUUACGCUCCACGCAGGAGGGGUUAGAGGCCCUGGUGUUUGUCGAAUACACAAAACGCAUGGUGGAAUACAAUUCGACGAGGCUCUCAUGCCUUUUGUUAUCACCAUGCUGUCUGAUGGCUGGACUACAAGGUUGGAGAGGCGUCGAGGUUACUUUGACGGGACAUAUUGGUUCAAAGGACCUGAUAACAACGAGUACCGAUGGAAAUGGCGUAGUUCGUGGUCCUGGAGGAAUGACCUGUUGUGCGUUAAUGCACACAAUGACAUGAUUGCAGCUUAUCGUGUCACCACUAUGGCUAUAGCUAAAGAUGGGGAGCUUCGCAUCUAUCCGGUAUGUUCUGUGCCCUGUUCUGCACUUGUCUAUGGUGUUCCAGAGCGGCGAUUGUGUGAGAUAGUAAGGGGAUUGAGAAGGACGGAGGUCCUGCCCUCUUCGAUUUACUUCAUUGUUGUCCACACCGAA
Molecule: messenger RNA, 966 nt
Organism: Serpula lacrymans var. lacrymans S7.9
Lineage: Eukaryota; Fungi; Basidiomycota; Agaricomycetes; Boletales; Serpulaceae
Exons: 3
Source: RefSeq, a predicted model, not a curated record